Messenger RNA from Coniosporium apollinis CBS 100218, 519 nucleotides. RefSeq lists its product as uncharacterized. The record is from RefSeq and is a predicted model, not a curated record. The transcript has 2 exons. The coding region runs from base 1 to 519 and encodes 172 amino acids. NCBI's taxonomy places the organism in Eukaryota, Fungi, Ascomycota, Dothideomycetes.
AUGUCCUCCAACGUCGGCCUCUCGACCCCCCGCGGCAGCGGCACCUCCGGCUACGUCCAGCGCAACCUCUCAGCCCUCAGACCGCGCGACAGCACCGCGCCCUACCCGAAAGACUUCGACAGCCUCAAGCACAGGCAGCGGCAGCCGGACAAGGAGAUUCUCGAGCAUGACCGGCGGCGGGAAAUUGAGGUCAAGGUGUUUGAGCUACGGGAUAGGCUUGAGGAUGAGGGGGUUGAAGAGGACGACAUCGAAGACCAGUGCACUGCGCUACGCAAGAAGCUGGAGGCGGAGCGCAAAUGCGGGAAGGAAAGCACGGAUGCGAGGGGCCUGAAGUCGCACCAGGUGCAUGAGCUGGCGAAGGCGAAGAUUGAGGAGAGCGAGAAGCUUCGGAAGGCGUUGGGGAUCCGUGAAGAUUAUGAGGAGGGCGGGCACUGGAAGAAACAGCAGGAGAAGUACAAGGCGUCCGUGAUUGAGAAUGGAAGGGAGGACGUGAGGAGAGACGAGGAUAACGAGUGGUAA